CGAAUUUAUCAGUCGGCCGUGCACGGUUUGAAGUGAUCUACUUAGUUCGUCAGACAAACACAGACCACGUUCGCAAUGCAAUCGCUGGUGGUGUUCUUCGCUCUUGCCGCAGUGGCAUGUGCUUCCUACGUCCCAUUGGCGCAGCCCCCGCACCAUCCUGCCGUGGUGUUGGACCCACAUGGAAGGCCUCUGGAUACCGCCGCAGUAAUCAAUGCUCGUGCUAUUCACCUGCAAGCUAAAGCCCUGGAGCCACAUGCGGCCAUCGCUGUCGCCCCCGUCGCUCACUCGUACGUGGCCCCCGUCGCCCACUCGUACGUGGCCCCUGCUGUGGUCGCCGCCCCCGCCUCCGCCGUCUCCCACCAGUCCCGUGUUGAUGUGCGCACCAGCCCCGCCGUCGUCUCCGUGCACGCUGCUCCCCUCGUGGCCACUCACGGUGCCCUCGCCGCUCCUCUGUUGGGACACUCCGCCCUCGGUCUCGCCGGUCACGGACACUACCUGCACAAGCGCUCCCUCGGACACAUCGCCUACAGCGCGCCCAUCGCCGUCCACGCUCCCUCUGCCGUGUCCCACCAGUCCCGUGUGGACGUAGUGUCCAGCCCAUCCAUCGUGUCGCACGCCGUGGCCGCUCCCGUGGUCGCCCACGCCGUCGCUGCCCCGGUCGCCAUCGCUCCCGCCGCCGUCUCCCACCAGUCCCGCGUUGACGUGCGCUCCAGCCCCGCUGUGUACGCCGCCGCCCCCGUCGCCCACUCCGCCGUGUACGCCGCUGCCGCUCCCUUGGCGCAUUCCGCCGUCUACGCCGCUGCUGCUCCCCUGGCGCACUCCGCUGUGUACGCCGCCCCCGCCCACGCUGCUGGCCAUUGGGCUCAUGCCUGGUAAAAGCGAAACUGACGAACUUCUAAGCUAAUGUGUAUAGUAAUACUCAAACGAUAUUUAUAAAUUUAUAAAUAAAAGUAAAAAAAAAAAUUAAAUAUA
Messenger RNA from Colias croceus (clouded yellow), 972 nucleotides. Its product is annotated as cuticle protein 16.5-like. Bases 76 to 876 code for a protein of 266 amino acids. The transcript has a single exon. NCBI's taxonomy places the organism in Eukaryota, Metazoa, Arthropoda, Insecta, Lepidoptera, Pieridae. The record is from RefSeq and is a predicted model, not a curated record.